Messenger RNA from Durio zibethinus, 943 nucleotides. The record is from RefSeq and is a predicted model, not a curated record. Lineage: Eukaryota; Viridiplantae; Streptophyta; Magnoliopsida; Malvales; Malvaceae.
AGAGCUUGUUUCUCUGGCAUAUUUGUGGAAAAAAGAUCAUCAUUGCUUCUCCAGGAAAUGAUAACAAAUGGCAUUGUGGCUAUCACAGUCAAUGUUGCAGCCAUGGGGUUGGACCCUUGCAAAGCAUUUGGGCAAAGAAAUAGCAUUUUUGAAAACUUAUCUGCAUAAAUUGAAGGACUUGUAUGGAAUCAACGUAUGUGGUGAGGGAGGGAAGUAUGAAACUUUGACUCUUGACCGCCCACUCUUCCAUAAUGCUAGAAUCAUUAUUGAUGAAUUCCAAGUUGUGCUGCACUCUUCUGAUUCCAUAGCUCCAGUUGGAGUUCUGCAUCCAUUGAAAUUUCAUUUGGAAAGACAGGCAUCCAGCUUGUCAAGUGUUUAUGACAAAACUAAUGAUAUAUGCGGGGAGAAUAUGAGUUCUGCAUAUGAAGUGCAAGUUGAAAAUCCACAAGAAUGCAAAGCUCCAAGUGAAUCCGUUCCUGAAGUUAGUGACUUGGUUGAUGUUUCAAGUAAUCAGCUUCACAUCUUUAAAACAGAAAAAGAUAAUACAUUUUCUAUUUGUUGCCGGUUGCGAGAUCCAUCAGAACCUUCACUGGGUAAAAGAAAAUGACGCUUUGCAGACUUGCAGUUGCUAUCCCAUGCAACAUCCUCCUUUCUAUUUAACCAUUGUUUCCAAUACAAAAUUACAAUUAAUCACUGUUUUAGAUUUUUUUUUAUUGGUAGGUUUGCAGGAAGAUUUGAAGCUGCUCCUUAGGCAAAUUGAAUUGCAACUUCUAGGAUGUGGUUUUGGUUGGGAGCAUGUGCUUUAUAGUCAUCUGUACAUAUCCGAUAUGAAUCAGUUCACUCUGGCAAAUGAGACGUGAGAUUUAUUAUCCAGGACAAAUGCCCUUUUGGUGUUCCAUCACGAAGUACUAUUGAACUGCCUUUAAUUCAAGCAGGUUUAGGA